UAUAGGUUUGAGUCAUAACUGAUAAUUGUCUAGAAAAGCAAAGAAGGAGUUAACAAUGCAGCCAAAAGUGCAUCCAACAAAAAAAGCAACGGUAUGGCAGAGCUACCAGAAGCAGUUUUCCGGUAUCGACUUCAACGUGCAGGACCGCCGUCACCACACGCGCAUCUUAUUAGAGUCAAUGCAGCGUCGUAAUCACCUCUUUCCACUCAGUAACAAGGACAUUGCUCAUCGUCUGCAUAAGUACCGUGAUGAACCAAGCGAGCUGCUCGAUGAUGUCCAGCGGCGUCCUGAUAAAGUUGACUGGGAUGCUUCUUUUAUUGCCUCAAAAGUAGUUGGAAGAACACCCAAAGCCGAGAACGAAAAGUCGGGAAACGAUUCCAACAAAGGAGAAUUACCAGCUCUAAGAAAUUAUUUGGAAAGUUCUCCGUCUACUUCCACUGAAUAUGAGGAGUGGCUAACCGAUGGCUGUCCCACAACAAACUGGGAUGUGUUUCUACAAGAGGAACUCUACGGCCCUAAAAAAGAUAGGGAUACUUUCUAUGCUUUAAAAUACUCUACAAAUAGAUGUAUUAAAAAAUAGAGGAUCUGCCCAAACUUUUUUAGAUGUAAUACUUCCGUUUUUGUCUCUUCUGUGAAUUUUAAUAGUAGCAGCUAAAGAAAAUAGUUGUCUUCACUAUGUCAUUGUUCAUUCGUUUAGAUGCAGUUUUUUUUUCCUUUUUUUUACUUCUAGCAUCUAAUCUUUUGAAUCUUUUAUAAGCAUGUUUCCUUAGUUUGGCAAGCCUAAAUCACUUACUUGAAUUAUUUCAAUUUUGCGAAAAUCACUAAGACCAUAUUAAACCUCCUUAUACAUCCUUUACAUAUGGAUGUGAGAAGAGGCGCCAAAAUAAAGCUUGAUGUUUCUUGUAAUCGGGAAAUCGCUCACUUAUUUUUGACUUACCUAUUUAUGGUCUUUAAUACUGAGAAGAGGAAUGCAAUGUAUGGAAAAGGUGAAAAUUAGUAUGGCGUUA
Phytomonas sp. Hart1 is the source of this 1007-nucleotide messenger RNA. NCBI's taxonomy places the organism in Eukaryota, Euglenozoa, Kinetoplastea, Trypanosomatida, Trypanosomatidae. The record is from the annotation of a GenBank genome assembly.